This is a messenger RNA of Alosa alosa (allis shad), 673 nucleotides long. It is a transcript of the gene alyref, whose product is annotated as Aly/REF export factor. Lineage: Eukaryota; Metazoa; Chordata; Actinopteri; Clupeiformes; Clupeidae. The record is from RefSeq and is a predicted model, not a curated record. The coding region runs from base 107 to 652 and encodes 181 amino acids. The transcript has 3 exons. Gene Ontology annotation, molecular function: mRNA binding. Gene Ontology annotation, cellular component: nucleus. Gene Ontology annotation, biological process: mRNA export from nucleus.
CCAUCUUUACUAUUCAUUGCGAGGUCAAGCAUCGCGUGCGUGGACUUCGCUACCCGUUGUUUUAUUUUCCUUUAACGGAAGGGGUUAGGGUCAGAUAAGUCUCACAAUGGCAGAUAAGAUGGAUAUGUCUUUAGAUGAUAUCAUCAAACAGAAUAAGAGUCAGCGAGGGGGUGGCGGUCGCGGUGGAAGAGGUGGCCGCGGCCGGGGAGGUGCAGGCGGGGGUCGCGGUGGUGGCGUCGGGCGACUUGGAGGCUCCGGUGGCUUUGGAGGCCGAGGCGGUGGAUCAGGCCCCAUGAGGAGUCGACAGAACCUGAGCCGCGGUAGAGGCAGACCGACACCGUACAGCAGGCCCAAGCAGCUCCCCGACAAGUGGCAGCACGACAUGUUCGACAACGGCUUCAGCACCAUGGGCGGCGGCGGCGGAGGAGGCGUGGAAACCGGCGGCAAGCUGCUCGUGUCCAACCUCGAUUUCGGAGUGUCGGACGCAGACAUCCAGGAGCUGUUUGCGGAGUUCGGCACCCUGAAGAAAGCGGCGGUUCACUACGACCGGUCCGGCCGGAGCCUCGGCACAGCUGACGUCCACUUUGAGAGGAGAGCAGACGCCCUCAAAGCCAUGAAGCAGUACAACGGCGUCCCCCUCGACGGUACGUAAACACAGGACCUCGGGUCAAGC